GUGGGCUUUCUGACACACUUUUUUCUCGCGUGGGCUUGAGUGUGUGACCAUGCGGGUGCUGCUGCCUGACGGCGAGGAAAAAGGGAAUAACCCCUCUUUCGCUCCUGUUGCGACAGCAACACCCGGAAAUGACGACGACGCGGCGGGUUUAGGACCUUCGCCUCAACAACACCUCCCAGUCUCUCCUCGCGCUGACCUACCCCCCCAACCGCACCCAAGAGCUCCAUCAAGAGAGGCGACAGCAGACGUCCUUCGUCGCAGAACGAACGGGCUGGCUUCUCGCCCUCAGGAGCCGGCGGCGCUGGGGGCGCGAGUGGAUCGAGGAUAGAGCCCAGAGGUGGACUCUCGCAGGAGGCCGCCGCUGUUGCUGCUGAAAACGACAUCGAGAGCGCGUUCGAGGCUGAGCUUAAGGCAAAGGGUUGGCAAUUGCGAAGACAGGAAGGCGAUGGAAACUGUCUAUUCCGAGCUAUCAGUCAGCAGAUUUAUGGAGACCCAGGCAUGCAUGGCGAUAUCCGUCGCCAAUGCCUAGACUUCAUGCGCAAGGAGCGAGACCACUACUCCCAGUUUGUGUCGGAGGCAUUUGACAGCUACGUCAGCCGCAAGGAAAAAGACGGCGUGCACGGGAAUAACCCCGAGAUGCAGGCUGCCAGCGAGCUGUUCAAUCGCCCUAUCGAGGUCUACGUGCCGGAGAAAGGAACUGCUCCGAUCAAUAUCUUCCACGGAGGAUACCGUUCGGGCAAUGCUCCCAUCCGAGUCAGCUACCACGGAGGAAACCACUACAAUGCAAUCGUAGACCCUGAGGAAGCCAGCGUUGGACAGGGCCUGGGGAUUCCUGGCCUGUCCAAAGAAGCUGCGGAAAAGGAAUCUCUCAAGCGCGCGUUGGCAGAAUCCUGCUCGUCCGCUCACCACGUUUUUCCUGGCGCAUCGCCGACGUUCUUCAAAGGAGGGCGGGGAAUGCAUGGUUCAUUUGGGGAGGGCUUCGGGGAGUCUGACGUGAGAGCUACUGAAGAAGAACUGGAGCAGGCGGCCAUAACGGCUUCUCUCUCCGACUUUCGCGGCACAACCAGUGGCGGCGGGAGCAGCAACAACGGCAAGAGCGACGGUGCCGCCUUUUCCGUCCCUCGGCGGGGAGGCAGGGGUAGCGGUGGGAGAUUUAUUGGACGCGGAGCAGCCAGCAGGGUUUCGGGAGGUCGCGAAGAACGGAGGGGGGGGGGUGCCGCUGCAUGGGCGAGUGGUGCUGGGUCGCCGGCGGGUAGGGUGGAGCGUGGGGGGUGGAUGAGCAGUGGCGGAGGAGCAGCAGAAGGAGAAGGCAGCGGAAAGUCUCGAAAGCGCCGAAGGCCUGGAAGCCCGCCUGGCGAAGGUUCGCGAAAAGCAUCACCGAACUCAGCUGAUGGCUCUACAAGCAGCGCCGUGAGAGAGAUGGUAUGGUCCUACGGCUUCCCACUGGCAAGAGUUAUUGCAGCCCAUGACCUCGUGGGCGAGAGCGUUGAAGAUAUGCUCGUUUUGCUCACAUCGGAUGCUUUUCAGCCGCCAGAAAAUGGCGACCGGCGAUAG
Ectocarpus siliculosus is the source of this 1554-nucleotide messenger RNA. The record is from the annotation of a GenBank genome assembly. NCBI's taxonomy places the organism in Eukaryota, Phaeophyceae, Ectocarpales, Ectocarpaceae.